This is a messenger RNA of Pistacia vera, 914 nucleotides long. RefSeq lists its product as uncharacterized. The coding region runs from base 99 to 746 and encodes 215 amino acids. NCBI's taxonomy places the organism in Eukaryota, Viridiplantae, Streptophyta, Magnoliopsida, Sapindales, Anacardiaceae. The record is from RefSeq and is a predicted model, not a curated record. The transcript has a single exon.
CUCUCUCUCUCUCUCUCUCUCUCUCUCUCUCUCUCGUUCUCUAUUUAUAUUUUCACGAAAAUCACAAAAUAUUUUGUUUCGGUGGAACCACUAACCGGAUGGACCCCACUUUCCGCCACCGCCAAUCCCCCUCCUCCGACCGAUUCCUUGGCAUCUCCUCCUCGACCUCCACUGCCUCCGAAGCCGCCGAUGACGAGCUCAAUGAAGACGAUAUUUUCUGGACCAACGACGACUCCACCGAAUCUAAUGCUUUCACCAACAGCAGCACCACCGUCACACCGACAACAGCCUUCUCCCCGGUCAACAAUCACAACCGUUUCCCAUCUUUCGCGCAAGGUUCCGGAAUUCUUGCGGCUUUACCGGAGCACGAUAACUGUCCGGUGCUCUACCGAAAAUCAUCGAUAUCGUCGUCGACGUCUGCGAAAAUGAUUCCGACGCUGCCGAAACCGCCGCAGAUGGAGAGGUCGCAAUCGACGCCGAUGAGAAAGUACCAGCACUCGGCGCCGAUGAAUGUGCCGGUUUUGUCAAUUGCGAUGGCGAAGCAGAGGAAUAGUAGGUUUUUCGAGUUAGAUGAGGAGGAUGGAGACGAUGAGAUGUUGCCACCUCAUGAGAUUGUAGCGAGGGGCUCCGGGAUGUCGCCAAAGACGACAUUUUCGGUAUUGGAAGGAGUUGGGAGGACUUUGAAAGGGAGAGAUCUGCGGCAGGUGAGAAAUGCUGUGUUUCGUCAAACAGGUUUUCUUGAUUGAUGAAACCAAAAUGUAGUCCAAUUGAAUUAAACUUAGCUGCUGCUGCUGUUUUUAUUAUGUAUCAAUUUUGGGUAUUGAUUAGAAGGGGUGCGGGGAUUCAGUUUGUUCAAUUUCUUGAUUGAUUUUUGUUAUCCAAUGGAAAUAACUGUGGUGUCUUUAGAUUUUUUA